Messenger RNA from Neomonachus schauinslandi (Hawaiian monk seal), 987 nucleotides. RefSeq names its product ATP synthase membrane subunit f (gene ATP5MF). The coding region runs from base 22 to 408 and encodes 128 amino acids. Gene Ontology annotation, molecular function: proton-transporting ATP synthase activity, rotational mechanism. NCBI's taxonomy places the organism in Eukaryota, Metazoa, Chordata, Mammalia, Carnivora, Phocidae. Gene Ontology annotation, biological process: proton motive force-driven mitochondrial ATP synthesis. The record is from RefSeq and is a predicted model, not a curated record. The transcript has 3 exons.
ACGGACACCCAGGACUCCAAGAUGGCGUCAGUCGUACCAGUGAAAGAGAAGAAGCUCAUGGAUGUGAAACUGGGAGAGCUGCCCAGCUGGAUACUGAUGCGGGAUUUCACCCCCAAGGGCAUUGCUGGAGCAUUUCAAAGAGGUUACUACCGGUAUUACAACAAGUAUGUCAAUGUGAAGAAAGGGGGCGUUGCUGGGAUUUCUAUGGUGCUGGCAGCUUAUGUGCUUUUCAACUACUGUCGUUGUUACAAGGAACUCAGUGAGUGUCUCUCUGGUCGCCUUGCCCUCUGGGGUUGCUCAUUGCUGGGUGGGACUGGUUCCCUGUCAGGUUUACAAGUCCCUCAUUCUAUGGCAGCUGAAAAAUUGGGAGGGACUUAUGAGAAUGUAGUACAGAGGAUGCUAUUUUAAGUGAGAAAAUUGUGGCAAAGAGAAAAUAAAGACAGGAAAGCUGACAUGAAUCCCCGAUAAAAGUAGUACUUAGGAAGCAUUCUGUAAGGAGCUGCAGGCUCCGCUGAGCGUUGGUGGAAAAUUUUGGCUUCAUCUUCCUAGCAGCCAGUGCGAAGAGAGAAAGAGGAGUGGUACAAUCCAGUGUCCGUGCGGUGUUCUGCAAAGGCGUAGCUUGUCCUGGGUCUGAAGGCCGAAAGGAGCUUGUGGGGUGGGAGAGGGUAGCAGGGUGCCCGUGGUAGCCCCCGCCAGUCUGGAAGCCGGGAUGAUGCUGGCUCUGAAGGCCAGGCUCUUGGGGACUGUGUCCGAGUGUGCGUGCGUCCUGGGAAGGAUGAGGCUGGCCAGGCUGCAGAUUAGCUCGACGUGCCUUCGUACCCCCACGUCUGCUCAUUCUGCUGAGACCCUGGCAGGCAGGUUCUGGGUUGUAUCCUGAAAGGAAUUCUCAGCAUGGCUUUACCCCCCGCCGUUGUCUUGUGCUUUCAUGACACCUUUAAAGAAACUUACCAUCUUGCCUUUCUAACUUCAGAACAUGAGCGGCUACGC